Sinocyclocheilus anshuiensis is the source of this 2920-nucleotide messenger RNA. Its product is annotated as kelch domain-containing protein 3-like. The record is from RefSeq and is a predicted model, not a curated record. Gene Ontology annotation, cellular component: cytoplasm. Gene Ontology annotation, molecular function: protein binding; chromatin binding. The transcript is spliced from 11 exons. Lineage: Eukaryota; Metazoa; Chordata; Actinopteri; Cypriniformes; Cyprinidae. The coding region runs from base 22 to 1209 and encodes 395 amino acids.
AGGGCGCAGCGCGGGUUCAUUAUGUUUAUCAUUAGCACUGAAGCUGGACGGAGCGGUGAUGGUUUAGCGCAGCGGUCAGCCGCGGCCGAGCGUGGGAUGUUACGCUGGACGGUGCACCUGGAGGGCGGCCCGCGGAGGGUCAACCACGCGGCGGUGGCGGUCGGACACAAGGUGUACUCGUUCGGGGGAUACUGCUCCGGAGAAGACUACGAGACCCUGAGACAGAUCGACGUGCACGUCUUCAACACCGAGUCUCUGCGCUGGACGAAGCUGCCGCCGGUGCGCACCGGAGGAAGGGAGCACGCUCGGGAGGUGCCCUACAUGCGCUACGGACACACGGCGGUGCUGGUGGAGGAGACGGUGCUGAUCUGGGGCGGCCGGAACGACACCGAGGGCGCGUGUAACGUGCUGUACGCCUUUGAUGUCACCCAGCACCGCUGGUUCACUCCCAAGAUCUCUGGGAUGGUCCCAGGUGCCAGAGACGGACACUCAGCCUGUGUUCUGGGAAAGGCCAUGUACAUCUUCGGCGGAUAUGAGCAGCUGGCCGACUGCUUCUCCAAUGAGAUUCACAAGCUAGACACCAGCAGCAUGUGCUGGUCACUAGUGAGCGUUCGGGGCACUCCGGCUCGAUGGAGAGACUUCCACUCUGCUACUGCGGAUCGAUUCGGCCCCUUCCACUCCAACAAUGAGAUCUACUGCAAUAAAAUCAAGAUCUUUGACACGGAGACAAACUGCUGGCUAAACACGGCGUCUGCGCAGCUGCUGCCUGAGGGACGCAGGAGCCAUUCUGCCUUUGCUUACAAUGGAGAAUUGUACAUAUUUGGUGGUUAUAAUGCUCGUCUGGAUCGACACUUCAAUGACCUCUGGAAGUUCAAUCCAGAGGCGUUCUCCUGGAAGAAGCUGGAGCCGAAGGGCAAAGGCCCGUGUCCCAGACGGAGACAGUGCUGCUGCAUGCUGGGAGAUCGCAUCGUCCUCUUCGGAGGAACCAGUCCGUGUCCGGAGCAGGGGAUGGGCGACGAGUUCAACCUCAUGGACCAUUCGGACCUGUACCUCCUGGACUUCAGUCCUAAUCUGAAGACUUUAUGCAAGCUAGCAGUUAUUCAGUACAGUCUGGAGCAGUCUGGACUCCCUCAUGACAUCAGGUGGGAGCUGACAGCCAUGACCACCAACAGUAACAUCAGCCGGCCCAUAUUCUCCUCCCACGGCUGACGGCGCGUCAGAACCAGCGCCAGAACUCUUUCAGGACGUCCCGCUCCACAGAUGAUCCGGAUUGAAGCUUCUCGAUUGGAGAGGUCUUUCCCUGCCGGGCUUUGGCGCGGACGAGCAGCGCUUUGCUAGUCUGAUUUUGCCACUGUUGAACUUGAUUCCUGCUGAGGAGAAACAGACGUUCACACUCUUAAAUCAGUCCAAUUAUUCAUCAGUGUUACAGUGUUUUAAUGAGGUUUUGGAGUGAAAUGAAGAUCAUUCAGCCUGUAAUCUGUCAGUUCUCUGCUUGUGUGUUCAGAUCGCUCCGUCGGGUUUAUAUGCAAGACUCUGUUAGGGUUACACACGUGCUCUUACAUAUCGAACGCAGAGAUGAUGUUCCGAGAAGAGGAGACGUGUCUUGAGUUCCUCUUCUUCUAACUCGACUGGUUUUCUGUUUACCCACAGUGCUUCUGACAAUAAAACCUGACUCAACAAUCAAUAGAAAUGGAGAUAUUCCCUCUGCAUGCGUUGUCCUGUUAAAUCACAUUCAGCAGAUCUGCUGGCUGACAGUAAAUACUCUCUGUCUUCAGACUGUCUUAGAGUUCAAAGAGUGGUAAUGAUGUUGUAAGCUUUUCAUAAGGUCACACCGAAAGAUGUUUGACAUCGGAGCGAAUCAACACCGAUCAAAUAACCUGCCUCUGGUGUUUUCCAACAAACGCAGCCGAAUCAUGUUGAGUUUCUCCAGGUUCACAUCUUUCACACACAGUCUGGAUUGCCAGAGAUGUAUUAAAAAUUAUCCAUUACUGCAGUUUUUUAGCAUCGCUUUAUAUUUCAUCUGAAUCUUUACUGAUCUGCAGAAUAUUGAUAGUUACUGAGGUGAAGCUCAUGUAGACGUCAGUAUUCGUGAGUCUGCCGGGUGACCAUGGCCUUUAUUUGAGUCCUGCGUCUCGUCCAGUGCCUGAUUUAUUGUUCAGAGCGUCAGAAGGUCUGGAAUCAAAGUGCUCAAAGUCUUUUGGGUUUUAAAGGCCUCUGGUCCAGAUGGAUUUGAAGCGUUUUAUUUGCGAUUGUGUCUGAAUAUCUGACAUUGAACUGUCAUAAUGAAGAUUGUGCAAAUGUACCGCAUCAGAAAAUUCAACCGUCCUCAAUCGUUUUCCCUCAUUAUAAACCAUGAUUUGAAUAAACGGUCUCAAAAUGAAACCAGGUGAAGCUGAAGUCUUUGUUUGGAUCAAAUGUGUUUUCGUGCGGAUCUGUAGCUCAUGCAGACGGAUGGUCAGGAGAAGAAAGAGGUGAUGGUUUAGUGAUGUCUCUGUGAUGCUGUCAUGGUCUAACAGACACGUGCUAAUAUAGUCAUGUUGUCUAUGUAGUGAACGAGAGGAAGAGACUAUCGUGUAUGUUCUGAGUGGCCAAGUACUUCUCUGGAUUAGUGUAAAUGCUGGGGUUCUGAGGCGCUUUGAAUCGUGUUGGGCUGCUGGUGUGUGAAGGAACCGACACUGAGCUGCAGACGUGAUUCCUGCAUGCUGGAUCAAUCUUUUCCACGACUUACUCGACUUGUAAAUGCGUUUUUAGUGGGAUCUUGAACUUCCUGAACAAUAAAACUGACGAUAAUUUUGCUUAUUGUCUGCUUAAAUGUACCGUGUGAAGUGUUGUGUGUGUGAUAUAAAAAGCACAUUGAGAACUGUUUCCUGAAGACAAAUUUGAGAAGACGUGAUUAAAUAAAAAAAUAUUUUUAAAUGAA